AUGGUAGCCCAAUGUCCCAGCUUCCAGCAAGUUAAAGCCGAACAUCAGAGGCCUGGAGGCCUAACUCAGUAUAUUGAACUUCCAUUGGAAAUGGGACAUGAUAAAUAUGCACUUCAUCACUGGUUUGCCUCGCACUCCACGGAGAUGUCUCCUUAUAAAGCAGUACACGGGUGGAAAUGUAGGUCGUUGAUCGGUUGGUUUGAGGUCGGGGAAGCAGAGUUGCUAGGUCCUAAUUUAGUCCAGCAAGCAAUAGAAAAGGUAAAACUUAUUAGAGACUGUCUGCGUACAGCACAAAGUUGGCAGAAGUCUUAUGCAGAUGUUCAACGAUGA
Messenger RNA from Nicotiana tabacum (common tobacco), 330 nucleotides. NCBI's taxonomy places the organism in Eukaryota, Viridiplantae, Streptophyta, Magnoliopsida, Solanales, Solanaceae. The record is from RefSeq and is a predicted model, not a curated record.